UCUUCAGCAGCACUUUCGACGUCAGGAAUAAUCGGUCCCGCACGCGCGCGCUCAUCCGGGUCUCGCUCUCCUCCUCCGCGGCGGAGCGUCUCGCGCGGCGGCGGCUCGGAUGUGGAUGUUCCAGCGGGACGCGCGCGCGGCGGCGGCGGCGGCGGCUGGAGGAGACGCGGCUGUGAUCUGAGCUCCGGGAGGAUGUUCGCGCUCCGGAUCAACAAGUCCGCUCGGUGAGCGUGCAUGGCCGCGGGAUGGAGAUAGCUUUGGUGAGCUUCGAGAACGGCGGCGCGAAAGGCAGCGGCGGCGGCGGCGGCGGAGGCAAUGCGGAGGAGAGCUGCCGGAACGCGCUGGACGUCCCUCAGCCGGGCUUCGUGCAGACUGGACUGGGAGAGGACUUCAGCAAGGAGCUGAACACGCGCGGCGGAGCCGCUCCGCAGCAGCAGCCGCUCAGCUGGAAGAUCAACGACAUGAACAACACCUUCAGCUGCAGCGAGAACGCCAUGGAUGCGCUUUUACGCGCGGACCACAGCCCCCACCUGUUCGACGAGGACCUCCUGGACAUGGACAUGGACACGGACAGCAACGAGAGGGUGCUCAUCAACAUCGCCGGGCUGCGCUACGAGACCCAGCUGGGCACCCUCAACCAGUUCCCGGACACCCUGCUGGGAGACCCCGCCAAGAGGAUCAAGUACUUCGACCCGCUCCGGAACGAGUACUUCUUCGACCGCAACCGGCCCAGCUUCGACGGGAUCCUGUAUUUCUACCAGUCCGGAGGGAAGAUCCGCAGACCCGUCAACGUGUCCAUCGACGUGUUCGCGGACGAGAUCCGCUUCUAUCAGCUGGGGGAGGAGGCCAUGGAGAGGUUCCGGGAGGACGAGGGCUUCAUCAAGGAGGAGGAGAAGCCGCUGCCCCAGAACGAGUUCCAGAAGCAGGUCUGGCUCAUCUUCGAGUACCCGGAGAGCUCCAGUCCGGCCCGGGGCAUCGCCAUCGUGUCCGUGAUCGUCAUCACCAUCUCCAUCAUCACCUUCUGCCUGGAGACGCUGCCCGAGUUCAGGGACGAGCGCGAGCUGCCGGUGACCAGCCGGCUGGACAACAGCACGGCGCCGCGGCCCUCCCUCACCUUCACCGACCCCUUCUUCAUCAUCGAGACCACCUGCGUCAUCUGGUUCACCUUCGAGCUGUUUGUGCGCUUCUUCGCGUGUCCCAGCAAGUCGGAGUUCUCCAAAACCAUCAUGAACAUCAUCGACAUCAUGUCCAUCAUGCCUUACUUCAUCACGGUGGGCACGGAGCUGGCGGAGCAGCAGGGCCAGGAGCACCAGAACGGACAGCAGGCCAUGUCCCUGGCCAUCCUGCGGGUCAUCCGCCUGGUGCGGGUCUUCCGGAUCUUCAAGCUCUCGCGGCACUCCAAGGGGCUGCAGAUCCUCGGGCAGACCCUCAAAGCCAGCAUGCGCGAGCUCGGCCUGCUCAUCUUCUUCCUCUUCAUCGGGGUCAUCCUCUUCUCCAGCGCCGUCUACUUCGCGGAGGCGGACGAGCCCGAGUCACACUUCUCCAGCAUCCCGGACGCCUUCUGGUGGGCCGUGGUCACCAUGACGACGGUGGGAUACGGCGACAUGCGGCCGGUGACGGUCGGCGGGAAGAUCGUGGGCUCGCUGUGCGCCAUCGCGGGCGUGCUGACCAUCGCGCUGCCGGUGCCGGUCAUCGUGUCCAACUUCAACUACUUCUACCACCGGGAGACGGACCAGGACCAGUCGUCCCUGAAGGACGAGCCCCACAGCGGGCGCGCCAGCCCCGAGCUGAAGCGCAAAGGCAGCAAGUCCUCGGCCAAGUCUCAGGACGCGGAGAACAACGACGGCGGCGCGUCGGUGGAGAAGGCCAACAUGAAGGCCAACAGCAGCGCGGACUUCAAGAGGUCUCUGUACGCGUUCUGCCUGGACACGCGGGAGACGGACCUGUAGCGCCGCGCCGCCCCGCGCCGCG
Salarias fasciatus (jewelled blenny) is the source of this 1971-nucleotide messenger RNA. Its product is annotated as potassium voltage-gated channel subfamily A member 1. NCBI's taxonomy places the organism in Eukaryota, Metazoa, Chordata, Actinopteri, Blenniiformes, Blenniidae. Gene Ontology annotation, cellular component: intercalated disc; membrane; voltage-gated potassium channel complex. The transcript has a single exon. Gene Ontology annotation, biological process: potassium ion transmembrane transport; protein homooligomerization; action potential. The record is from RefSeq and is a predicted model, not a curated record. The coding region runs from base 246 to 1949 and encodes 567 amino acids. Gene Ontology annotation, molecular function: protein binding; delayed rectifier potassium channel activity.